Messenger RNA from Nicotiana attenuata, 962 nucleotides. RefSeq names its product F-box/FBD/LRR-repeat protein At1g13570-like. The transcript is spliced from 2 exons. The record is from RefSeq and is a predicted model, not a curated record. Gene Ontology annotation, molecular function: protein binding. NCBI's taxonomy places the organism in Eukaryota, Viridiplantae, Streptophyta, Magnoliopsida, Solanales, Solanaceae. Bases 87 to 962 code for a protein of 291 amino acids.
CCCGCCUCUCUCUUUCUCCCUAAUCCCUAUUCAGCACCCGGUCCUCCGGAAUCCCCUCUCACUCGUCGUUGUGAGGACUUACAAUCAUGAUGACAAAUAGCCAUAAAAGGCUUCAAGAUGGAAAGAACAAACUUGAUAGACUUACAGAUCUUCCUAUUAAUGUCAUACACGAAAUUCAGGAGUACAUGACUGUUGAGGAUGCCGCAAGAAUGAGUGUCUUGUCCAGUAAGUGGAGACAUAUUUGGGUUUCAAAUCCAACGCUAAGAAUUUCUACGGACUUUUGCAGAAAGGGAAAGCAGUCAAGCACAAUAGACAUCAUUAAUAGAAUUCUAUUGCAUCACUAUGGACCCAUUAAGACAUUUCUCCUCGAUCUUUCAAUAAUAAAUCCUUCUAAGCACUCAGUUAUUGAUCUAUGGAUGCUACAUUUGUCAAGAAAUGGUCUUGUGGAUCUCACCCUCAUGAAUCCAAGAAAUUUGAAUGCUCCUUAUAAGUUGCCUUCCUAUGUGUAUGGUAUGGAACUUGAACAAUUGAGUCUGUCAAGUUGCAUCUUCAAGCCGCCUUGCAAUUUUGGAGGUUUCAACAAGCUCAAAAGCCUUGAAUUUGUUGGAGUCACCUUUGAAUUAGACGUUGCAACUUCUUUCCUCUCUGUUCCAAAUCUUCUAGAUUUGAUGUUUAUGCAGUGUAGUGGUCUUCAUCACUUGAAUAUAUAUGCCCCAGAACUUUUACGUUUAAAAUUUUCCCAUUGCGGCAUUGACACAAUUAAAUGGAUUUCCUUCAAGGAUUGUCGGAAGGUAAAAAUUUUUGCAGUUAUACCACAACUAGAAGUUUCACAAAACAGACAACAUGAAGCAAUGGACUUAGCAAAACUUCUCAACAGCUUGCCUGAAAUUGGAGCAUUUAUCUUGGACGGAUACUCCCUCAAGGUAAGAUGGCAAUUGAUAUCUUUGCAUAGGUCAGAAUGA